UUGAAGUGCGGUUUCUGAAUUGUGUUGAAUAAAAACUACGAAAGUAGCUCCUGUUUCCCCUUUUGCUAAUGAUUUAUUUGCGUUAUUUGAAUAUUACAAUAAGUAACGUCGUUGCAUCAUGACUGAACAAAAGCAAGAAACUAAGUGCAUCACUCUUAAAGGAUCUGCUGUGCUGCUGAAAGAGUAUCUUUUAUAUGGAAUCAAUAGCAUAUUGUAUCAGAGAGGAAUUUAUCCUCCGGAAACCUUUGAGCCUGCGGAACAAUUUGGACUUUGCAUAUUGAUGUCCACAGAUCCAAAAAUCAAAAACUUCUUUGAUAAUGUACUUGGCCAAAUCCAGGAGUGGCUCAUACAGAGAAUAGUUGAGAAAGUUACUCUGGUCAUAUUAAACGUCAAUACCAAAGAAGUUUUAGAAAAGUGGGAUUUCAAAGUAGACUAUGAAACCGUCUCAUCAAAUGGUAAUGCAGACGAUAAUGGAGAUGGUAAAUUCAUCGAAGUUGGAAGCAAAGAUACCAAAACGAUUCAGAAAGAGAUCCGAGAAGUUAUACGUCAAAUCACUGGAACCGUUAGCUUUUUGCCGCUUCUUGAUUGUUUAUGUUCAUUCGACAUCCUUACCUACACAAAGCCUGAAUGUGAUAUUCCAAAGGACUGGGAUGAGACAGAUCCUGUAUUUAUUGCCAACAGCCAAGAAGUAAAAUUAAGAUCCUUUUCUACUUCUAUUCACAAGAUGGACACCAUAGUUAGCUACAGAAAUACUUAAA
This is a messenger RNA of Copidosoma floridanum, 758 nucleotides long. RefSeq names its product mitotic arrest deficient 2 (gene mad2). Gene Ontology annotation, cellular component: cytoplasm; nucleoplasm; kinetochore. Gene Ontology annotation, biological process: mitotic spindle assembly checkpoint signaling. Lineage: Eukaryota; Metazoa; Arthropoda; Insecta; Hymenoptera; Encyrtidae. The record is from RefSeq and is a predicted model, not a curated record.